UCCGUCCCACGCGGCGUGCGCUCUGCUGUCAGCCGCCCGCCAGGCAGCGCAUCCGAACGAACGAACAACCCGCACCAUUCAAAACACGCGUCCGUGUUUACGAACGCAGCCUUCUAUUUUGGAAAAUUCAAAUUUGGAAUAAUAAUUUUUUUGAGUGCAGUGACGAUUUGAAUUUGGAUUGUCGAACGAUUUUCAGAGGUCGUCCGAGACUACGAUUACUCGCUUCUGUGCUAUAUGGACUGCUAAUUGUAUUUGAGACAAGAAAACAACGAUAUGGCUGAGAACGGAUAUGGGGCCGGCCCUGUCGCCGGACACGUCGGUAGGAUACCAAACUUCGGAAAAACUCAGGUCAAUCCGAUGGGAGCUGAGCCACCAGCUUGCAUCCAGAAUGCUAUGAUGACAAAAGAUAAGAAGCCUUUCACGUAUACUCCAGGUGGUCUUGAUCUAUCACAAAUACGCACGCCGAGUAUGGCAAGAAGGAUGGCAAGGCAACGUUCACUUGAAGAACAGGAACAAGCAUAUGGGCAACAAAACAAUGGCCCCAAAUAUAAUCCUCAAGGAGGCCCUGCACCACCACCUCCACCACCUCAAAUGCCACUACCGCCCCCUCCUCCUCCUCCCAUAGUUAUUCAGGUCCCCGAUUCGAAAGCUCACAAACCCAUAGCACCUGGUGAAAGACCUGAAAUAGUAAUCCCUGAGAAUCCUAUUGGAAUGCUAAGAAAAACGAAUAGUCCGUACCAUUGGGAGGCUGAAAAGGCAGAACAGGACCGCAUGGGCCCAGUUCCGAAGUUUACAGAAAAGGUUCCGAGUCCUUUAACUGUAAAAAUGCCGCCAGCUACAUUUACACAGCAGCCUCAGAAUUAUUCACCACAACAAAAUCAGCGGCAAAAUUAUCCCUAUCAAAAUAAUCAGACUCCGGAAAGUCCACUACAUAGACCAGCGGCACAAUAUGCGCAGCCACAAUCACCUUCUAUUGUUAAUGGAUCAACACCAACUAGAGAAAUUUUACAGAGGCAAGACUCACAAUUUAAUAAGAGUCCUCAGCCCUUUUCAGGGCAGUCACCAGUCAGUAAUGGUGCUCCAUAUUCGCCUUCUCCUAAUAAUAAUUGGAAACAACCAGAACGGAGAGACUCUCCAGCAAAUAAUAUAAAUUACAGUCCACAGCCAUUAUCGUCAAAUCGCGGUCCUUUUUCUCCAAAUACACAACAAUAUUCACCUAGUUACCAGAACCAGCCAUCAUUUAACAAUCCUACCCCUGUUUAUAAUACACUUCCUAGAGCUAAUCAAAGGGGUCCAGAUAGUUACGUAAAUAAUUUGCAAAACAAUAAUGCCAUCUAUAACAAUACUAGGGAAGACAGUCCUAAAGUCGAUCCUUCAAAUCCUGCACCAUGGCGAACAAGUACUCUCAACAGGAAUCCGAGAGAAGCAGAUGACUUACAAGCAAUCUAUCAUAAUAGUAAAAAUAUUAAUCAACAGCCCACGUACAGUCCGCCAUGGAAAUCUAACGAAGCUACAAUUACUAAUAAUAAUAACACUUACAUUCCUGCUUGGAAGCAAGAUAAUAAAAUCUCUGGAAAUCAAGUCGACAAUCAACAAUAUAGUCCUCCCUGGGUACAAGAUUCUAAUAAUAAUAAAGUACCACAAGAGAAUUAUGCUCCAUGGAGGACGCAGGAGAAUGACAACAGAACAGGUCCUGGAUUUUCGCCUAAACAAAAUCAACAGGAACCAAGGUAUCAAUCAACUAUGUCUAUCCCAGUAACGCCAAGGAAACAAAAUCCUCAACCCGAGUAUAACAACAACCCUGCUCCACAUAAAGAAGCAGUGUAUGUGAAUCAAGAACCAGUAUAUUUCUGUCCUGAAAGUCCGAAAUCAAUACCACCUUGGGUCAAAUCACAAAAAGAGAAAACAAAGACACCCCCACCAGCUUGGUGUCAAAGACCUUUGGAGGGAAGGAGAAGCGUCCCGAGAGAAUUGGUCACUCCUCCUAGGGAAACUACUAAUCAAGAACCAGAGUGGGUAAAGAAAAGCAAUGAGAUGCAGAGAGGAAUGCGUGAAGUGAUCAGUCCGCCUAAAUACCAGCAACCAGCACAACCAACAUGGUCGACAUUACCGUCUGAAAACCGUAAAAGCGUCCCUCGAGACAAUGCUCCCAACGCUCAAGGGAGAAUUAUUCCAAUACAAAUGGAAGGAUCAAAUACCGGUUUAAGGGACCAAGGAAAGCAGCAACCACAUUUGAGAAUUGUUGUUGACAUGCAGCAAAAUCCAAAUACUCAGGGUUACGUAAACAAUGGUCCAACAUAUUCGCAACCUACACAGCGUAUCAUGAGAGUCUUAUCACCGCAGCUGGUGAGAUUAGACGACGGGCCAUCUCAGCACGACCUGCCAACUUUAAAUAGGAGUUUCCAAAACAACCAGGAUACUCAACCAAAGACACGGAUAAUUCCGAUACAGAUUGAAGAUGGUGGUAACAGCGGGGCAAACAAAAGUUCCAGAGUAUAUUACCACAAGUUUACGCAAGAAGGGCCGCCUCGACAAUCCAAGGCGUUCAAAGUUCUGCAGAUCAUCACAGGCACUCAGGACGCGGAUAGUAUACAAAAUAUGGAAAAAAGCCACGGUUACACCGACCUAUAGUAUUAAAUUUUACACAAAAUUAUUUUUUUAUUUUUAUAUUGCACUUAUAACUACAUCUAAUUUGGAUAAUUUGUUUAUAUAUAUUUUAUGUCUAAAUAUAUACUAUUAACAAAUUAAGUAAGGUACUUAAAGUGUAAAUUUUAAUAAUACUAACUAACGAUAUGUAACUUAUAAUAAAAUUAAGUAUUUUAUAUUGUAUAUAUUUUAUAUAAAUACAUUAUAUUGUUAAAUAUAUAAUUUAUAUAUUCUAUAUACAUAGAUAAAACUAAUAUAUUAAUACACAUAUAUCAAUAUAAUAUAUACAAUAAAAUGUAGAUGUUAUUAUAAGUGCAUUUUUAAAUUAAUAAAUUACACAUUACGAAAUGGUGCGAUUUAUUAACGCGAUGUUAAAUACGAUAAUUUUAAAUAUAUAUAUUUUUAUAAAAUCUACGAUAUCUUUAUUAACAGAUAUAUAUAUAUGAUGUACUUAUUAUUAAUGGUUAAUAAUAAAUUGUAUAUAUUAUAAAACGAAAUAUUAAAUAUUUAUCUAGCGAAAGUUUAUUCAUGCUUUUAUUAAGUACAUGAUUAUACUAAUGCUCACAGAAAACAGCUAGCUUACCAAAGAAUAUUAUAGGAUUUCAUUAAUUUAUUGUUAGAUAGCUAAUAUAUAAUUUUAUUAUUAAAUGUAAUAAUAUAUAAGACGACUCUAAUGAUAAUAUCGGCCUUUUAAUAAUAAUCAGGUAGGUACAUACGUAAAUAUUAGGUAGCUACUUAUAACUCUCCUGUCAAAGGUGUUUAAUUUAAGCAUAGGUAGUGAUAAAUUUAUAGGUAAAUUCGAAGAGGUUACCGAUACAAUAAUUAUAAUAAAUAUGUGGUAUAUACGUCGAUAGAUACGAUUUUAUUUCUACUAACAACGUCAUCAUUUAGAACGAGACGUAAAUAUUCGUUCCUUAUAUUUAUGUAAUGUGUUAUCUAAUAUCUAUACCGUAACAAUAUCGUUAGCUUUUAUGACAAACGUUUACAUAUUAUUAUUAUUUGCAUAUUAUCUCUACACGCCGUGUAAAUGAAAGGGUAUAAAAAAAUCCAAAUUCAGCGAUAGUAUUUUCGUUUCUGAAUUAUUUUCCUCGAGGGAAACCCAAAUAUGAGACAAAUUUUUGAUCCUUCUAUUGAAAACUCAAAAUUAUAUAUCCAUGGAUUUUGAUAUCCUUUCUAUUAUAUUUCCAUUAAUAAAAUGCUUCUUAUUAACCAUAAAUCAAUAUAUAAAUAGUAUAUAAAAUAUAUUUAUGUAUUGUAUUGUUUGGAAUAGAUUAACAUAACCCAAAAUUGGAAACUAACAGAAUAACAAACCCUCUCCCCCUCCUCAGCGAUAAAGGCAUUUGAAAUGUUCCCAAAUAUGGUUUUAUUUAUAAUUAACAAAAUUUUUGAUGUUGUUAUAUUCUUGCAGUGAUAUUUUUUGUUCUUUAUAUUAAUGUAUCGUUUUGAAGUCCAUAUAUUGAAUAUAAAAGAGAAAUAACUAAAUACAAAGACUGUUAUCAUUAUAAAAGUACAAUAUGUAUGUUAUGUAUGUAUUUCACAUAAUCACUUAAGUUUAAUUGUAGAGUUAUUUAUGCAAGCUUCUACGACAUAGAUGGUAAAAACCCAUGUAUCAUGUAAUUGAUCCAUUUAUAUAUAUUUAUAAUGUGAACAAAAAAUAGUCACUGCAGGUAGUAACCAUCGUGAAAACAGACAAGGGGUGUGGCAAUCUAGUCAGUGUGAUCUUUUAUAAGUAUCUAUAUAAGUAUUAUUUCUUAUUUUACGAUAUUUUAUGUUAUAGUAGAAUUAUAUUUUAGUUUAUUCAUAAAAAUAUAGAAUUAAGUGAUAUAUUAAUUUUGUAAUAAAAUCCAAUUGGAAUUGUA
Messenger RNA from Galleria mellonella (greater wax moth), 4505 nucleotides. RefSeq lists its product as uncharacterized. The transcript has 5 exons. The record is from RefSeq and is a predicted model, not a curated record. Bases 274 to 2631 code for a protein of 785 amino acids. Lineage: Eukaryota; Metazoa; Arthropoda; Insecta; Lepidoptera; Pyralidae.